Messenger RNA from Meloidogyne enterolobii, 545 nucleotides. Lineage: Eukaryota; Metazoa; Nematoda; Chromadorea; Rhabditida; Meloidogynidae. The record is from the annotation of a GenBank genome assembly.
UAUCCGAUUGACUUUGGUGUAAAAAACGACACUUCAACUGAUACAAUGAAAAUUUGUGCAACGAAUUAUUUAGCAGCCCAACAUAAAUAUGCCUCAUCUAUCGUUAGCGACCUAUUCCACACUAUUAUUACAAAGACUUAAUUGCCCAACUUGCCCGCAGAACACAAAGACAUUUGAACAGCACGUAAAUUAUUUAAAUUUUUAUUUAAAAAUAUCUAAGAUUUCUCCUUUAUACUGCAUAUUUUCUCUCAUUCAUAUCUAAUCAUAUCUUUAUUCUUUAAAAAAUUAUUUAGCUUAUAUUUAAAAUAUUAGAACAAUAUCAUUAACUUGACUUUGGUCUAAAAAAUUACACUUCAAAUGAUACUAUGAGUGUUUGUGCAAUGCGAUAUUUAAAAAACCAACACAGAUGUGCCUCCUCCAUCAUUAGCGACCUAUUCCACAUUAUUAUUACAAAAAUCUAUGAUUGCCCAACUUGUCCGCAAAACACAAAAACCUUCCAACAACACGUAAAUUAUUUAAAUUUUUAUUUAAAAAUAUCUCUCUAA